AGUCUAGACAGUGAUCUUUAAAGCGAACCGAAAGGCAGAGUUGUUGAAGCUCAGACGUGCAAAGAUGAAACCAGCUGUUGUCACUGUCCUGUGCCUGGUCCUUCUCCUGGUUCAGUGUCAUUUUACUCUGGCAAAGGGAAAAGGUAAAGGAGGACUGGCUGGGAAAAUAUUUGGCUUUAAAAAGCCCCCGAAAACAAAAGAUUACACAGAUAACAAAUCUAAAGUCAAUCAGUUCAAGCAAGGAGGGUCCUAUCAAGACAGACCUGGGAGUUAUCCUAAUCAAGGAAGUAACCCCCAGCAACCAGGAGGUUACCCCCGCCAACCAGGGGGUUACCCCCAGCAACCAGGAGGUUACCCCCAGCAACCAGCGGGUUACCCCCAGCAACCAGGAGGUUACCCCCAGCAACCAGCGGGUUACCCCCAGCAACCAGGGGGUUACCCCCAGCAACCAGCAGGUUACCCCCGCCAACCAGGGGGUUACCCCCAGCAACCAGGAGGUUACCCCCAGCAACCAGGGGGUUACCCCCAGCAGCCAGCAGGUUACCCCCGCCAACCAGGGGGUUACCCCCAGCAACCAGGGGGUUACCCCCACCAACCAGGAGGUUACCCCCAGCAACCAGGGGGUUACCCCCACCAACCAGGAGGUUACCCCCAGCAACCAGGGGGUUACCCCCAGCAACCAGGAGGUUACCCCCACCAACCAGGAAGUUACCCCCAGCAACCAGGGGGUUACCCCCACCAACCAGCAGGUUACCCUCAACAGCCAGGAUACUCGGCUGGUGGAUACCCAGCACCAGGCUCCCCAUACUCUGGAAGUUAUGGAGGUCAUGGUGGCUACGGAAGUUAUGGAGCUAAUAGAGUAUAUCCAGGGGGAUACAUCAAUCAAAACCCAAACAAUCCAAUUUUGAGUCCUCAUUAUGGCGGCAGCUUUGGGUAUGGAGGGUAUGGUACUAGAGGUGGCUCUCCAUUUUCACAGUCAGUCCAUGGAAUGGGAUACUCUCCAUCAGAAAAGUCUAAAGGGUUUGGACGCAGUGCAAUGAUGGCAGCAGCUGGAGGGGCUGUAGCAGGAAUGGCCCUGGGCUAUGGUCUAGGAAGGUUUCCUCGGCCCCACUUUGACUUCCAUAACCCCCAAGAGGAAUACUACUACAACUACUACAUGUACAGAAGGUAUGGUGUGAAGUCUACUGAUGACAAUGACUACAGCAGAGACUACAAGUAUAGUACACCCCCACAGAACUAUGAGACCCACAUGAACCUGUGCAUGAAAAGGACAGACCUUCUGCCUGCAGAGAACAGACAACAGAAAGACAAGCCAGCUACCACAACAACCACAGCAACAACAACAACCACAGCAGCAGCAGCAAUAAUAACCACAACAAAUGCAACCACUAACACACCUACCACGGUCUCCUCUGACACUGUCAACAACACAACGCAGACUAAGAACAGCCCCACAAAUCAAAGCUCAACCUCUGCACCCUCCACUCCUCGCCCUCCAAAUCAACCUGAGGCCAGUCCUGUGUCUACAGCUCCAAAGGCUGCUCAGAAUUCUGCUGCACAUGAUGAUGAUGAUGAUGAAACCGUCAGCAUAGUGCAGAUUGGUUACCCAGCCCUCAUAGAGCAGAUGAAAGUCAGGAGAUGCUUGGAGCUCUACAUGCUUUACUCUGAAAAGUUUCUGAAGAAAAAUAUGCCAACCACACCAAAACCACCAAACAAAGCCCCAGGUGCCAGAGGAGGCGUUCAGGGCCUGGAGCUGGGUUUGUCAGGGUUUUUGGGUGUGUUCACCAGUACCGCAGUGAUUCUGCUGAAUACCAACAUGUUUUCUGUACUCCACUAAUGCCCCGUGAUUAGUGGUUGUCAGUGUUGAAUGGAAUUUGACUGAAUGACAUGUAGUCUAAACAGGUGAGGUGCAGUCAUCAUCAAAAGAAAAAACAAAACAAAACACAUAAUGAUCAAAUAAAAUACAAGUUGAUAUUUGUCUGAUGAUCUGAACUAUACACUUCUUUUGCAUAUGAUUUCAAUCAUUUUGAUUAUUUUUCAAUCUAAAAUUAUGGAAUUGUGGAAUUUCUGCAUUUCCUGUUCAAAUACAGGGAAGAGAGUCAUGGUGCAGCAGCAGCAGUGAGCUGAGCCUCAGCUUGGGUUGGUUCAUCCAAAACAAACACUGCUGGUGUCCCAUACGAUUACAGUGUGUUUCUGUCUCUGUGAAUACCACCAAUAAAAUGGUUUCAAACACGGUGAUUCUUUGCCCUGACGUUCCAUAGUCUGAAUAAUGUAUAAAAUAUACAGGAUGGGGAAGCAAAAUUUACAAUGAACAUUUAGUUGUUUUUUUCUCAGCAGGCACUAUGUCAGUUGUUUUGAAACCAAACAUAUAUUGAU
Messenger RNA from Sphaeramia orbicularis (orbiculate cardinalfish), 2376 nucleotides. Its product is annotated as eukaryotic translation initiation factor 4 gamma-like. The transcript has 2 exons. Gene Ontology annotation, biological process: protein homooligomerization. The record is from RefSeq and is a predicted model, not a curated record. Gene Ontology annotation, cellular component: membrane. Lineage: Eukaryota; Metazoa; Chordata; Actinopteri; Kurtiformes; Apogonidae. Bases 65 to 1837 code for a protein of 590 amino acids.